AUGACACACAACGUCCGUUACCAUCUAGCAAGCAAUCUAGACACUUGUUUUGAUGUUAUGUCAUGUAAUUAUCUCACACAACACCUUCACUCUUUCACUCUGAGAGUCUCUAUUGAUCGUUUCAGAGAGAUUGUACCGCCCGGAAAUAAAGAACGUGCAGGAAAAGUUGAGAUGAAUAAUAAAAAUUCUGAAUGGCAGACUUCUCAACAGAGAAACGACGUCGGGGCAGUCGAAGAGUGGUCAUUAAAACUUUGCGAAGAUUGA
Cylicocyclus nassatus is the source of this 264-nucleotide messenger RNA. The record is from the annotation of a GenBank genome assembly. Lineage: Eukaryota; Metazoa; Nematoda; Chromadorea; Rhabditida; Strongylidae.